Triplophysa dalaica is the source of this 3165-nucleotide messenger RNA. It is a transcript of the gene cry1b, whose product is annotated as cryptochrome circadian regulator 1b. Gene Ontology annotation, molecular function: DNA binding; FAD binding. Gene Ontology annotation, cellular component: nucleus; cytoplasm. The transcript is spliced from 9 exons. Gene Ontology annotation, biological process: circadian regulation of gene expression; entrainment of circadian clock by photoperiod; negative regulation of DNA-templated transcription. The record is from RefSeq and is a predicted model, not a curated record. Lineage: Eukaryota; Metazoa; Chordata; Actinopteri; Cypriniformes; Nemacheilidae.
GACGACUAUUGGCUGACGGUUCCCUUCACAUGGUGAAUUAAAAUUGACAUUCAUCCAAAGGGCAGCAAUCUGUCAGUUCCACCCUGUGUUUGGUCAACGUUUAAAAUGUAAUGUAUGGGGUGUAAAGUGAAUGUAUGCAUUUUCGAUGGUUGUUUCAGCAGUCACGGGCGCGUAGAUCCAGCUUCAACAUGGGGAAAGUUUUUCUUGAGCAGGGGUGAAAAAUAGGUCACCGGAUCUCGCCUUUGUCUCCACGCGUCUGGUAUCUAACUUCAUACAUGCAUUGAGAAAUCUGGAUUUGCAACGUUUGGGAGACUUGAAACAUUCGUGAUCUUAAAGAGGUUCCAGUAUAUUUGGAGGGAUGGUGGUCAACACGGUCCACUGGUUUAGAAAGGGCUUACGCUUCCAUGACAACCCAUCACUGCUGGACUCUAUAAUCGGAGCGGAUACUCUGUGAUGCGUUUACAUACUGGAUCCAUGGUUCGCAGGAUCAUCCAAUGUAGGAAUCAGCCGGUGGAGGUUUUUGCUGCAGUGUUUGGAGGAUUUAGACGUCAGCCUUCGUAAACUUAAUUCUCGCCUCUUCAUCAUCAGGGGACAGCCCUCGGAUGUCUUUCCAAGGCUAUUUAAGGUCAGUUUUUGCCAUACGCCCCAUGAUUCCCUUUGUAGCUGUCAGUGCUAUUGGAAAUUGGCAUGAAUUGAAAUUUUGGUAUCAUGACAUCAUCUGUCAGCCUUUAAAUAUGUCCUAAUCAUUAAUCAUCGUUCUCUGUCACUCUGUAGGAUCUAAGAGUUGAAUGGAGGGCAGUCUCCUCUCACCUAUAGACGAUUUCAGGCACUCAUCAGUAGAAUGGACUUUGUGGAAACACCAGCAGACACGAUCACAGCUGAUGUCAUGGGGAAAUGUGACAUGCCCAUCCGUGAUGACCACGACGAGAAGUUUGGUGUGCCUUCACUGGAGGAACUCGGUUUUGAGACAGAAGGACUGUCCACGGCUGUAUGGCCUGGCGGAGAGACCGAAGCGCUUACUCGACUAGAGAGACACCUGGAGAGAAAGGCAUGGGUUGCUAAUUUCGAAUGUCCUAGAAUGAAAGCUAAUUCCUUGCUGGCCACCCCCACAGGCCUGAGCCCCUACCUCCGCUUUGGCUGUCUGUCCUGCAGAAUUUUCUACUUCAAACUUACAGAUCUUUAUAGAAAGGUUAAGAAGAACAGUGUCCCUCCUCUGUCCCUUUACGGUCAACUGCUGUGGCGUGAGUUCUUCUACACUGCUGCUACUAAAGACCCACAUUUUGACAAAAUGGAGGGCAAUCCCAUCUGCAUGCAGAUCCCAUUGGAGAAGAACCCUGAAGCCUUGGCGAAGUGGGCUGAGGGCCGCACUGGUUUCCCAUGGAUUGAUGCCAUCAUGACUCAGCUGAGGCAGGAGGGAUGGAUCCAUCAUUUGGCAAGGCAUGCUGUCUCUUGCUUCCUCACACGCGGAGACCUGUGGAUCAGCUGGGAAGAGGGCAUGAAGCUAGUGUUUGAGGAAUUGUUGCUAGAUGCAGACUGGAGUGUGAAUGCAGGCAGCUGGAUGUGGCUGUCCUGCAGCUCGUUCUUCCAGCAGUUCUUUCACUGUUACUGUCCAGUGGGUUUCGGUCGACGGACAGACCCUAAUGGAGACUAUAUAAGACGCUAUCUGCCCAUUUUGAGGGGCUACCCUGCCAAAUUCAUCUACGACCCAUGGAAUGCCCCAGAGAGCAUUCAGAAAAUUGCCAAGUGUAUUAUUGGAGUGCACUACCCCAAACCCAUGAUCAUUCAUGCCGAGGCUAGCAGAAUCAACAUUGAGCGAAUGAAACAGAUCUACCAGCAGCUGUCAUGCUACCGGGGUUUUGGGCUUCUUGCAACUCUCCCAUCCAACACAAAUAACAAUGGUGAUGGUAAUGAAGCAGCUUCAGGAUUAGGUCGUUUCUCGGGAGUUUAUGGCCAGGACAGCACUCUCAUAACAGUGAACCCUUCACCAGCAAGCUCUCGCGCACAGUUCCCAUCAUGUGUUGUGUCAUAUGAUCAACAGUCCGUCAACAGUGUGCAAACACAGCCUGGUGUGUACACAGUACUAGUCCAAAAAACAUUUGUAAUAUUUUGUUGUUACUCUAUAUUGUGUAUAGUUCUCCAGUGUGUCUUUAGACACAAAGGUGCAUUCCUACCUGUUUUCUGUGUCUGUGCUGUAACUGUCUUAUGACCUGUUUUGUCUUCAGGGAGUAUUUAAAAGUGUCACACCCAAGACCAAACUUCAAACAGCGCAUUAAAGAUUCAUAGGCGGGACAGUAACCGAUCAUUUCAGGCUUCUUAACCGGCAUGUAUACACACAUUUCUUGAGACAGAACCUGUUUUACCAUCCCCAUCAUCAACUUCUUCAUACUAUACCUAUGCCCUUUGUGAUUGUGUUUUUAUGCUUGAGCUAGCAGUGAGGUGUAACUUGGAGGACGGAGAAACUGUAAACUAAGCCUAGCUCAUGAACUGUGCGACAUGACAUCUUUACAGCAUUUAUAUGUUUACAUUAUUUGCAAACUGUAUAUUUAUGAAUUGUGAAGGAAAAUGUUUUGUAACUUUUGAUGUUUGAACAUGCAUUGUUGUGUUCUCAUAAUCUAAAUGUCAUGCAUCGUUUUCUCAUUCAAAUAUGUAUUUAGCAUAUAUUCCAUCUAGUGUCCAGCACUGUUUGUGCUGUUAUGUUGUUUGGCUGUGUUUUUGUUUUGUAUAACUAAAAUAUAAUGAGACCAUAAGGUUGAUCACCAGGAGUUACAUGGUUAGAAUUGAGACGUUUACGUUGAUCAACUAUUGAGAUGAGAAAUUAGACAUCGUCAAAAAGUUAUUUGAUUCAAAAAAUAUUUUCUAAAUACAGAAUAUAAGAAUAACCGGGAAAUCUGCACAAGUGCACAAGAAAGCACAAGUGAAUUUGUUUGAACACAAUUACAAAGAAUCCAAGGUUUGCUAUGUAUAUAUAAAUGUGUAUUGAAAGUAAUCCAGUCUCCAGAUCACUGUACAUAGCUUUUCUUGCUUAUUUAAAUACUUUUUUAUAUGAGAAACAAUGCUUUUUCUUUGACUUGUAAUGUGGUCUUUAUAAAUCACCAUGAAAACAUUACUAACUUUAUUGUGAGAUUGUUGAGCAUGAAUACACACAUGCAAAUCGUAUGUUAAACU